Molecule: messenger RNA, 1478 nt
Organism: Cephus cinctus (wheat stem sawfly)
Lineage: Eukaryota; Metazoa; Arthropoda; Insecta; Hymenoptera; Cephidae
Product: putative nuclease HARBI1
Exons: 5
Coding region: 431-1306 (291 amino acids)
Source: RefSeq, a predicted model, not a curated record
GAAUUGAUUGCCACCAUGUUCAAUACGAUUAGUGUACGAGAUGAGUGGCGGGAUUCUGUAACUCGUUAGCGACGAUUAUCGCUGUCGUUAACGUAUUCUACCGACGAUUGUCGCUAGUGGUUAUUCUGUACGCGGUAGGUAUCGAUAUUUGUCGUUACAUCGAAUCGCUAAGUUCCGAAAAUUGUCGAAAGGCAAGCGAUGCAUUCGAACGCCUCGCUAAGGCCUAACGAUAAUCGUUAACCAUCAUCGACAGUCAGUGACAUCAAGCAAAACGACAAGUACUCGAGUGAGAAUUGUACGGAGAGUUUUUUUUACACACGUUUUGACAAAUAAAGUUGAUUGAAAUAUUAAUAUUUCAAUAGUUACUUAUAAGUAAACACAUACCCGCCAACACCAAGAUUAUAUCGCCAAACAACAACAAGUAAUCGAAAUGGCUAAUGGAUAUCUUUCCCUUUAUUUAGUCGCUUUAGAAAACCGUUUCCAACUAUUAGAGCGAAGAGUGGAGAGGCAAGCCUUGCGUGAGACACAAGACCUAUUCGAUUUAACUGUCACUGAAUUUACGGAACGGUACCGUUUGACGCCAGAGUUAAUGUCAAACCUUGUAGAUUUAUUAGCACCUCAUCUGCAGCACACCAGAAUCACGGGAUUAUCUGUAGAAAAACAGAUAUUAUCAACAGUACGAUUUUAUGCCACUGGCUGUUUUCAACGUCCUGUAGGAGAGCAAUGGGGAAUAACAAUGAGCCAGCCAUCAGUAAGUCGAUGCAUACACAGAGUGACUGAUGCCAUCAAUGAACACAUAUUUCGUCAGUGGAUACAAUUUCCCAUGACUAUGGAGGCCAGGCAGCAAGCAAGACAACAAUUUCAAACUGCUUCCCAACCAUUUGAUGGAGCUAUAGGAGCGAUAGAUUGCACCCAUUUGGCAAUACUUGCUCCUAAACAGCACGAGGAGGCUUAUAUUAAUCACCAUGGGUAUCAUUCUUUAAAUGUGCAAAUGAUAUGCGACUCAAAUUUAAAAAUCCUCAACGUCAAUGCAAGAUAUCCAGAAGCAAGGCAUGACGCGUAUAUAUGGAGUGCCUCUGCUGCACGUAGCGUUAUGGAAAGGGCUUAUCAACGCGGCGAUCGGAAAACAUUCCUCAUCGGUGACCAAGGAUACCCGUUGGAACCCUGGCUACUUACUCCUUUGCCACAUGAACCUGUAGAAAAUCCACGCUUUCGAUACAAUGAGGCCCUUUGCAGUGCAAGAAAUUGUAUCGAGCGACUAUUCGGCGUAUUGAAAAGUACCUGGCGGUGCCUUCCAAAACACUGAGUCCUACAGUAUGAUCCUGGCACAGCGGGAAGAAUUGUUAACGCAUGUGCAGUUUUGCACAAUAUGCGCAUUAAUCACCGGUUACUCAAUGACGAUGUAUUGGAUGACGUCAUCCAUGAAGAAGACGAUGUAAACCAUGCUGAUGAAUAUGAUUUUCAUCCAGAUGCUGACA